Molecule: messenger RNA, 1579 nt
Organism: Camellia sinensis
Lineage: Eukaryota; Viridiplantae; Streptophyta; Magnoliopsida; Ericales; Theaceae
Product: putative purine permease 11
Cellular component (GO): membrane
Molecular function (GO): purine nucleoside transmembrane transporter activity
Source: RefSeq, a predicted model, not a curated record
AAUUGAACAACUUGGAUAUCAGGUUCACACUGCCUGUGGGUUUGCAAUUAGAAUUAUUUUCUAAUAUAUGUGCCAUAAUCAAUUUAUUUAAUUUUCUUUCAUGAGACUGCGGAUCAAAUUCUUCCUCCAAUCGCUGAAAUUGUACUCGUAACCAAUCGAAGACCACCCCCAUUCCCUCAAGUUUGCGUUGCAAAUCGUCUGUUCUUUCUACGGCUCAUCGUCAUCUCCUCAUCAGAACAUGACAGAUAACCAAGGGCCAAUAUUGACAAUAGAUGGAACUUCGACCGACCGAUCAUCAUUGCUCAAGCUUAAUCACUGGCAACGGUGGCUUUUGGUGGCUCUUAACAUACUUUUUCUUCUUGUUGGUCAAGCCGCUGCUGUUCUUUUAGGAAGAUUUUAUUACGAUCAAGGAGGAAAUAGUAAAUGGAUGGCUACGCUUGUCCAAACUGUUGCUUUCCCAAUGCUUCUAAUCCCGUAUUUUUGUCUCCCUUCCUCUCAUGAUCCUUCAACUGCUUCUACCUCUCCUUCUAUCCCCAUCAUUUCCUCAAUCUACUUCGCUCUUGGAGUACUAAUUGCAGGUGAUAAUAUGCUUUAUUCCGUUGGACUUUUAUACCUCUCUGCCUCUACUUAUUCCCUCAUUUGUGCAACCCAAUUGGCGUUUAAUGCGGUGUUCUCUUUCUUCAUCAAUUCUCAGAAGUUCACUGCACUAAUUAUGAAUUCCGUAGUUGUCCUUUCCUUAUCUGCUUCUCUCAUUGCGGUGAAUGAUGAGUCUGAUAAGCCAUCUGGAGUCUCUAAUGGGAAAUAUUUCCUCGGACUCCUAAGUACAAUCGGAGCUUCUGCUCUUUAUUCUCUUUUGCUUUCCCUUAUGCAGCUUUCAUUCCAAAAGGUUUUGAAAAAGGAAACGUUUUCUGUGGUUUUGGAAAUGCAAAUUUAUACCUCGCUCGUAGCCACAUGUGUUUCUACUGUGGGUCUUUUUGCCAGCGGGGAAUGGAAGACUUUAGAGGGAGAAAUGGAUGGUUUUGGCAAGGGGAAAGUCGCUUAUGUGAUGACGUUGGUGUGGACAGCCGUGUCUUGGCAAGUUUGUUCUGUUGGUGUGGUUGGAUUGAUUUUCACGGUGUCUUCUUUGUUCUCGAAUGUUAUCAGUACUUUUUCCUUGGCUCUUACUCCUAUUGCUGCAGUGAUUUUCUUCCACGACAAAAUGAACGGUGUAAAGAUAAUCGCUUUGCUUCUAGCUCUUUGGGGUUUUGCAUCUUACAUCUAUCAGAACUAUCUCGACGAUCUCAAGGUAAAGAAAACACAAAGUGAGGUCAGUAAGGCCACAAAUGAUUCAAACUGUUGAUGAUUUCUGGAGGAUAACCUUGAAAUAAUGCACCAAACAUCAUUGUUUAGAACUGUCGAUUAUAUUCAACUGUGAGUUUGUAGCGUAUGCCUUUAUCACAGUUAGGAGAUUUUACAGAAUUAUUUUUUGUUGAAUUGUGGUAUAUGAUCAAUGCCCAUUAGUUUUAAUGAAGCUAACCAACCAUGUUCUAUACGUGGAUCUGGUUGUUGUUUGGUAAUAAAGUCAUUUUCUUGUGAUCUA